Molecule: messenger RNA, 501 nt
Organism: Ornithodoros turicata
Lineage: Eukaryota; Metazoa; Arthropoda; Arachnida; Ixodida; Argasidae
Exons: 1
Coding region: 1-501 (166 amino acids)
Biological process (GO): DNA integration
Molecular function (GO): nucleic acid binding
Source: RefSeq, a predicted model, not a curated record
AUGGAUCUCACCGACUUUUCAAACUACAAGAGGUUGAACGGUGGCUACCGCUAUAUUCUCGUGGCGAUCGAUUCCCUCUCCUGCUUUCUGUGCAUCCUCCCGCUAAAGACGAAAUGGCCCACCGAAACGAAAAGGACCAUGAUAAGACUUUUUCGGGGAGGUAACGCACCUACACGCAUCUUUUGCGACAGAGGAGGGAAAUUCUACAACAAGACUAUCAAGGAGUACCUGGCACGAAAGAAGGUCCACAUGUAUUCCACCUUCUCUUCUGUAAUCAAGGCAUCGCAGGCAGAAUGGGUCAUACGCACUUUACGCGACAGAAUAUUCUGGUAUUUUAGAGUAACCGGAAAAUACUGCUUCGUUUCCGUGCUUCCCAAGAUUGUGGGCGACUACAACAAUACCAAACACAGGACGUUGGGCAUCAGCCCGUCCGAAGUCACACCCGAAAACGAAUUGGAGCUGUUCAAUAAGAUAUACGGGAAGCCCGUUGUACCCCCGUGA